Messenger RNA from Acaulospora colombiana, 723 nucleotides. The record is from the annotation of a GenBank genome assembly. NCBI's taxonomy places the organism in Eukaryota, Fungi, Glomeromycota, Glomeromycetes, Diversisporales, Acaulosporaceae.
AUGGAGGUCCGCGCUUCUUCACCGUCGUCGGAUCAAUUGGGCAAGCGUGUUGUUGUCAGCGACAUCAACAACGAUCCGUCGAUACCAAUGGAAAUCGAGGUACCACCGGAUGAACCAGUAGAUUUUCAACAAAAGAUCGCCAUGCGUCGAUUGCUAACACCUAAAUCCAUCGAAGGUAUGGAAAAUUGGGGAAUUCCGCCGGAACCGGAGACCGAAUGUGAUCAGGCGUUACAGGAAAAAAUUGCUCAUUUUCAUCAAUUAAAGAGCAAAGGUAUCUUUUUCAACGAAAAUCUUUUAAAAAAUAAGGCUUUUCGUAAUCCACAUAUAUAUAAUAAGUUGGUAGAAUUUGUGGAGUUGGACGAGAUCGGUUCAAAUUUUGAUAGAGCAAUAUUCGAUCCUUACGGAUUUCCACCAGAAGCGUUCGCGGAUCAACUCGCGGAAGCUCAAAAGAAGCAAGCGGAGGAACGACAACAGCAGCAGCAACAGCAUCGGUCACAGAUACAAUUUGUAGGUUCGAGUUCCAGCAGUCAGGGAAUAUCCAAAGCUCGACACGUUAUGCAAAGCCUUGCGGCUCGAGCGGAAAAAGGCUCCUCAGCAGCUAAUGUCGUUAUCACGUCUGCCACCUCCGUGACAUCCUCGCAACAAACUUUACCCAAUGUAAAUGACACCGCCACCAACACCGUCAUUACUGCUGCUAGUUCAAGAGGGAUUUCCGGUGCGUGA